UUGCUCGCGAUAGAGCAACAGGAAGUACGCCGACGUAUACAAAGCAGCAAAGUUUUUAUUGCUCAGUCCUUCACCCAUUUACGAGUCCUCGCAAGGGCGAAAUUUCAAUAACAAUCCUUUUUCGGAGGAGGAAAAUCUGUUUUUGACUGAAUUGAAAAGUGCGAAAUUGUCACCGGUGGCGUCAUUUGCUCCAAGAGUGCGGCGGGAGAAAUUAACGCAAGUGGAAAGCCGCGAAAGAAAGAAAGGACGCGGUCGGUGCCGUGAUUUGCGCUAAUUGAAACGUAGCGGCCCUCAACGGGCUUGUGACGUCAGAAGGGAACAAUGCCGGCCGCCAACGGAGGGAAUUCCCUGAGCUGCACACCGCAUAAAUAAUAAUUUCUCUUCUGAGAACGCCCGAGACUAGGAUGGGAGUUGCAUUGACUAACACGAAAAUAAAAAUAUAUACACAAAGUGUGUAUUUACGUGCCUUUGAAGCGGCGCGGUCACGAAGUGGACGCGGAUGCGACUGCGGAGAGAUGACGAAACCAGAUCCGCACGUAUUAUUGACAUUCAGAGCCGCUCACUCAUUCGCUCGCAAUGAGCAUGGCCCUUUCCUCUCUCUUCGGGUCACUACCAGAGCUUCCUAACUCGCCUAUCAAUGUCCCUAUCAACAUCACAUCACCGUCACCGCAAACUGUUACUUUUGCUGUUCAAAGCACAAGCAGUAACACUAACAAAGGAGGUCAUACAAUUUACCCCAAGCAUGAACAGGAUGACAUAGCUCAAAUUGGAAAAAUCUACAUUAUCAGGAAAGGGGUCAGUUACAAGAAAGAUAAGGAGACGCCAUUCCAUCAUUGGGCAAUUGGAAUCAGAUUUUUAGACUUUUGGGUAGUCAUUGAGGGCGUAAAUGGUGGCGAACUUUUAGUGCCAGGCUAUUCUAAAUCGGAGCUAACUCCAAACGGCACACUUAUUGACAUGGAAAAUGCUACAGAUGGUCCAUUAUCUGAAAUGGCUGAUAUUCCAAUUACUUCCAUGCUGAUCAUUACACAAUUCUUGAAAGCUUUUUCGGUGGAAAAUCUGCAAUACGUUGAAAUUUCACCCAAGCAGUUGCACGCCUUAGCUGGGAGCAUUCCCAAAAAACCGUACUUUCCUGGAACAAAUGAUUGCCAAACCUGGUUCUUAGAAGCUAUGAGCAAACUGCAACACUACGAAGUUGGCGAUAAACGUCUUUUGCACCGAGUCAAUGACACUAUUAAAUCCCCAAUAAGAAUAAUGGCUCUUCCUGCAAUAAAAAUGGCUGGCAUGUGCACAAAUCUUACAUAUGAAAUGGCCAAAACCACAGAAAGAAUUUGCAACCUGCAAGAAUUUCCUCCCAGCGCGCUUGUCAAUGGUGUCGGAAAGAUAACCAACCACGUCAUCAAUGGUGCAUCAGACACUGUUUCUGGUGCUGUUGGUGGUGUAGCUAAUCUAGCUGUGAAUGCUAUUGGAGUUGCAACCGGUGGAUGCGCUACAAAAAGUGGUAUAAUUGCUGACUUCAAAAGCCUGGAACAUGAGGUCGGGGCAGGAAGGAUGGGUCGAGGAGAGGCCACCGUGAAAAUGUUUGGAAAAUCGGUGGGAAGUGUGGUGUAUGGUGCUGCUAAUGUUACCACGAAUGUCGUGGGAGGAGUUGCGGAAACCGCCUCUUCCUUGGUCAGUGGAGUGAGCGACACGUUCACUGAUACUGUUGAUCUUGUUGGCGAGAUCUUUGAAGAAGUUCAUCCAGUCGGUGCUACUGUUGCAACCCCGGUAAUUGUAGUUGUAGGGGUUGCAGUUGGCACUGCGAUAACUGUGGCCAAAGUUGGGAAGGGGAUUGGCCAAACUGUCCUUGGCAUCUUCAGAGGCCUUCGAAGUAUUUUUUGAAUUAUUUUCAACAAAAUCGGUUUUAUUAAAAUAUACUACUAACUACUAGCAUAUUUUUCCUUUGGUGCAUGAUGCUGAUUUUUGAUACGUCUAAUUUAUGAUAGUUUCAAAAGUUUUAAUUUAUCUUCUUUUAAUAUAGAUGAUGCGUGUGCUUCAAACAGCACCUGAAAAUACUAGAAAUGGUUAAAAAUAGUAACUCUAGGUAACUCUAUUAUUUGAAAAUUAUUUGAGUGUCCAAAUUUAUCAAAUCAAAAUGACGGUAUUUGUAAAGAUUUGCUGCAACAAUUUAAUACAAAUAAUUUAGCAUAGUUCUUUAAAGAUAUUGUAAUAAUAUUAACUUUUAUAUGAGACAUUAGCAAUAAAAAUAUAGCUAUUUAUAAUCAACUUUUAAAUUUAUUCCAAUCAUUUAUUUAUAUUUCAUUAAAUCUCAGAGGUGAAAUUAGGCGACAAUUUUUAAUGCUCAGAAACUCUUUAGUUGCUGCAAUCAGCAACCAGCAAGACAAUACAAUUAGUCAGGCAUGCAACAGACGUGCGAUAUAUAACAGGCUGGUGUUCUUAUCACGAAGCCUCAAUUGGUUGUGGUUGGUGAUACAAAGCUCUCGAUUAAAUGACAAAGAUAGCGCUCAAAUGUAAAUUUACGAGAUAGCUUAAUUUUACCUUGGAAAUAAGCAAAAGAAGCACAAAUCAAUAUUUUUUCUUCAGCAGAGCUGCGUGCAAUUAUAAUAUUUCUUUGUGAUGUUUUCGCCGCCGCCACCUCCAAAUGGAAUUAUUUCGGACGUGAAAGGUCUAAAGGAGGAGGUUGAUCAGGGCAACAAGAAUGCUUUAUUUGCCGGCGUCCAGUCGGUCGGCAAAGUGAGAGAAAACGUCCUGCAGGGUGCAGCGUACACGACGAGCAAUGCAGUCACUGGGGUCGCGGAAACCACCACCAGUUUGGUGUCAGGCACGGUUGGCACGAUCAACGGCUCCUUCAACGCGUUUUCCGACUCGAUUGGAAAAGUUACCAGUGGAGAGGUGAAUCCAGUUAUUGGGGUGGCCAGCGUGCCAGUAAAGGUUGCUGGAGCCGUGGUCGGCGGGGCUGCGAAAACGGUUGGAAAUGUUGGUGUUGGAGUUGGAAAGACCAUCGGUGGCGUUUUCAAAGGCGUCCGCAGCAUAUUUUAAAAGUAAAAAGUAUAACAAAUAUUGAUACUCAUAAAAUCAUUGAAAUUUGAAUUGAAAUAAAUUAUUCGAAAAUGAAACGCUUAAAUUAUAAUUUAAUU
Messenger RNA from Neocloeon triangulifer, 3134 nucleotides. RefSeq lists its product as uncharacterized. The coding region runs from base 577 to 1878 and encodes 433 amino acids. The record is from RefSeq and is a predicted model, not a curated record. Lineage: Eukaryota; Metazoa; Arthropoda; Insecta; Ephemeroptera; Baetidae. The transcript has 5 exons.